Messenger RNA from Pocillopora meandrina, 471 nucleotides. The record is from the annotation of a GenBank genome assembly. NCBI's taxonomy places the organism in Eukaryota, Metazoa, Cnidaria, Anthozoa, Scleractinia, Pocilloporidae.
AUGGAAGACCUUCAACGUACAGAUAUGCAAAAUUCCGAUUCAAGUUUGUCAUGCGGAGCCACAGGAAGGAAAAUGGUUGUUUCGAAGCCCACUGUCAAGAAGAGGAACGAGGAAGCAGGAUCCCUUCGAACUUUGAGUGAUAAGGAACUUGAAAAGAUGACAACCAAGCAGCUAAAUGAAUACACUCGACACAUUCCUUCGCAACAGGCCCAGAAGCUCAAGAAAAGGAGAAGAAUUCUUAAAAACCGCAGAUACGCUUUGAAGUGUAGACUGAAGAGCAUUCAAAAGAAAAAAACCACGAUAGAAGAAAAUCAGUCGCUAGAAAAUGAGCUGUCUGCAACGAGAAGAGAUCUUAAAGUGAUUCUCAAGGAAAGAGAUUACUACCGAUCCAAAUGUGUUCAACUCUACAGUGAUGUCUUCGAGAGGUUUUAUCCAAGCAAUUCGACAAAAUCCGGCAAAUUUUCUCCUUGA